CAUAAAAUAUCAAAUAUUUUAGAAUUUAGAACAGACUUAAGACUGAAAAAAUGAGUGAUAGGACGAAAGUGACAUCUAGUACCAGGAUGGGUUAUGGUCACUGAGGCAUUGAUAGAAAAUGAUGAAUUAUAGAACAGCAGUGCCUUGAUUAUAGUGCCAAGGACGGGCUGUGUACAUUAAGAAACUGAAACGAUGCUCAAGUGGAGAAUUCGAAGCCCGUUGAAGCUUCCCGGUGAGAUGUCCUUCCUCCCCACCACUCCCUUAGACGAGAUAAGUUUGGUGGACCUCAGAGCUAAGAGUGACCAGACGUCGAAUGGGAACUCCUCCUCUUCUUCCUCUUGCUCCUCCACCGUGAGUGACAACAGCUCUUCUGCCGCCCCUAGUGAGCCAAAUACCUCCUUCCUCCAUCGGGGCUUCGUGACUGGAUCUUACCCGAGCCAUGAGUACUACGACGGUCGGGGUCCUUGUCAGCAGCAGCAGGAGGUUUCAUCGGUGUCAGAGCUUCACCAGGAUGUAUCGGAAAGUCACGAGGAGCGCCCCAGUACAGAGCCUCACCAAGACCACAGCCACGAGUAUGAUGAUCUACAACAGGACUCGACUCGGGGGCGUCAACAGGAUCACCAAGUGUCCUCUGAGUCAGAGAAUCACCAGGAUGUCAAGGAGAUAGACUGUCACCAGGAGAUUCGUCACGAAACCGAAACAGGUGAAUUUCUUAAGGAUGUUUUGGAAUCUUACUACAGCCUCGAGUCUCACAAUAGCUGGAAACAGGACACGAGCGAGGAGAGUCAACAGCCUCACCAGGAUCACUCAGAGGCAGAUCACCAGGAGCCCUUGGUGAGAGAAAAUCACCAAGAGUCUAAUUAUGAAACUAAGACGGAAGAUAUUCACCAAGACAACACAGGGUCGUCCACAAGCCACAAUCAUUACGAUAAUCGGAAGCAAGACUCGGAAGAGGGACAUCAACACCAGGAAGUUCCUCGGGAGAGAGACGAUGACCUGAAGACUUACAGUAACUCUACAUCAGGAGAACUUCAAAAGAGUAAAACUUCAGAUGAUGUGUUCAAGCAGGUUAGUCAACAGCUGGAACAAGUAAGGGAUACCAACUCACAUCACUACGCUUGUCCCCAGAACAACAAACCAGUCAGUCAUAGAGACAUAGACACCAUCAGCUGUCCUGGUAACAUAGGCGUCGGCUGUUCAGAACUUACCGAUGGUAUUAGUUCAGGAAGCCCCAUCUCUACCACAGCUGAAAGAGGACAUCACCCUACAUUAGGACACGCCAAUUCACUCACUCUCGGGGACACCAAUUCAGAGGUUGCUAGAUAUGCCGUUCCAAUCAAUACAAAAAUCUCAGUCAGACCGAAACGAAGUCCCCAGACCAAGUACUUCUUCGGUACCAUCGCCAGCAGUCUCUUCAGUCCAGCAGCCAACAGCCACUGCCACUACGCAGCACCACGAGUAAACAAACCUGUGGACACUAAGAGAAACAGCACCUUCUAUUACAGCAUCGAACCGGACAAUAGUCAGAAAAUAGACGACAGGACGAAUCACUGUAUCGAAGCACCUGAACAAAUUUACGAUACUCCGAAGAAAUACAUGAACAAAGCUCCACAACUCGAAGAAACAGAGACGAGACUUACUGAGACACCGAAUCAAGUCGAUAAAAUGCUUCAACAGGAGGAAACACAAGCCUACUACCAAGAUACAACGAAGCUGCUCAAACAAACACCGAAGCAGCAUCAUUACAAAGCGCUAAAGAAACUCAAAGAAACGAUGAGAAGGGAUAAGAAAACCCCGAAACGAAGCAAAGGAUUAGAAAACCACUAUAAGAUACCAAGACCACACAGGAAAUCCUCGAAACACAACAACGAAACACCAAAGAAACCAUCCAACAAGUCUCGGAAAGAUUCGAAAACCGACAAAAGUAGUAAUCAACUCAAACCUUCAGAGUACGAGUCAUAUGAUUUUAAAACUCUUGAACCCGACAGUCUGGAGUAUGCUCUAGACUUCAAGAAUGCUCUGGGUUACCAUCUAGCAAAGGAACUAAGAGAAAAAACGCUAAAAAGUGAAAAGGAAAAUGAUAGAAAAACAGGUGAUAAAUCCGUGAGAGAAAAGACGAAAAGUAGAAAUGCAGAUAAGUCAGAUAAUAGUAUAGCUUCGUGUAGCCUAAAUAGAAACGAAGGCUUGAGGAAGUCGAGGAGCAUGUUAGGUGUGGAUAAGAGUGAGUCAGGUGCUGAGGACAGAGAUUCGUGGACAUCUGACCCUCAACUCGGCUACCACACCUACCCCCGUCAACGCUCACGACUGCGUCCGGCAACUCACACUAGUCCUCUCAUCUCCUCCGCCACUAUACCUGAUGGCAUUUAUGUUGAACUGUUUCCAUUCAAGAACAUGUCGGCCCUGCAGCUGGCGGCGGAGGGGAGAGACUAUCUCAUGUGGUGUCCAGAUCACGAGUUCGAUAAUGCUGUCUCUGCACUUGAUAUACGGGGGCUGGUGGAACUGGUACAGACGUUACAGGACGCUAUGGCCGUGGAGCAGCAGACGUUCGACAGCCUCUCUCAGCAGCUGGAAUUGGUUCAUGACCCCCUCCAGCAGCAGAGACUGUCAGCGGCUCUCUGCACCUCACAGACAAGACUCGCCAGACUCUGCUCCAGGAAUAUGAGAUGCUUCAGACAGCAAGCCCUCAAGUCACGUCAGAAAGAUGCCUCCUCGGAGAGUCGAUCGUCUAGCCCUCGAGACUCUGGCCUUGUGAUGUCCUCAGCCGCUGCCUCCGACGCUGAAGGUGACCCACGUUCCCCCACUGGCGGUUCCUUCAGGAAUUCCCUCGCCUUCUUCCAGCGGGCAGCUCAUCUCGUCGCUAAUAACACCAAAAAUACCACGAUAGGAACGCGACAGAAUGGAUCAUCCUUCUUAGCGACAAGUAGUGAGGGCUGGAAUCAUCAGACGACCACACCACCGACACACCACAACCACACCGACCACACCACAGACCUCAUCAGUGGUGUUGGAGGAGGAGGCGGUGACGGAGGAGGAGGAGAGCUUCGAGGACGACCUAACCCACUUCGAAGACCAAGGCACCUGAGCAGGUCCUGUUCAUCAAUGGCCGACCACAGUACCAAGAUGACUUAA
Homarus americanus (American lobster) is the source of this 3129-nucleotide messenger RNA. RefSeq lists its product as uncharacterized. Bases 193 to 3129 code for a protein of 978 amino acids. The record is from RefSeq and is a predicted model, not a curated record. The transcript has 5 exons. Lineage: Eukaryota; Metazoa; Arthropoda; Malacostraca; Decapoda; Nephropidae.